CCACCUGCAAUAUAAGAGCAUCUAGGGAAAUAAUUUGAUCAGAGAGAGAAACAGCAUGAUAGCAAGCACAUCCAGCUGACCCCCCUUGGUUCCUCCAUGCACUCUAGCAUCUUCUUUGCCCAUGCUCAUUUUUGCUGAUCUCUUAAAGCUUUGGACCUGAUCAAGUACGGACCCAAGUGGGAAGACGCUGCCCCUCGCCUCUCCUGGAUGCCACCAUGAAGCUGAUGUCCCUGGUGCUGUUCCUCACCUUCACUCUGCUGGCUUUCAAUGCUGGCCACAUCCUACCAGGAGUAGCAGAAGGGGAAAGCAGGGAGCAGAAAGUGUGGGCCAGAGCGGGGAGUUCAGCCGUGCUGCCUUGCCACCUGAGCCCCAAAAAGAUGUGGAAGCAGCUGCCUGACAAGACAUCCGUGCUGUGGAAGCGGCAUGGGGGAAGCGCCCGCCAGGAGCCACACGUGGUGCUGGAGGUGGGGUACUCGGGCCUUCGGAAGACGGCACUGCCCAUGAAGCCCCGGGUGUCAGUCCAGGAUUCCGCCUUACGCAAUGGCAAUUUCUCCCUGCGAAUCGACCCGGUCCGGAGCGAGGACGUCGGGCUGUAUGAGGCUCAGGUGACAUACGGCACGGAGGUCAGGAGCUGCCAGGUGGAGCUGGGUGUAAUUACAGUAACCCUCAGUCCACCCAGCCCUGUGGUAGAAAAUGAACCGCUUUUGUUGAGCUGCAACUCUAGCCACCGGGCCAACCUUGUGGAGACGUGCUGGUUCCACAACGGGCGCCUGGUCCCCACCUCCGGGACCUUCUGCUCCUCGCAUGGCGCUCUCUCCAUCCUCCGGCCAGCCAUGAGUGAUGCGGGCUCCUGGCGCUGCCAGCUCAGAUACUCCGAUAACGAGAUCAUUUCUGCCACGUACAACCUGCAAAUUCUAGGUUUUGAUGGCCCAACCAACCCUGUGGUCUAUGCUGCAGCUGGGUCUGCAGCUGAUCUGCCGUGUACCCUGAGCUACCUUCCCAGUGCCUUUGGGAUCAACCUGGUGACAGCCCACUGGAGCCGUCUUGCAGGAGGACUCUUGCAAGACUGGGGCAUCUCCCAGAAUUCGAGCAGCAGAAGCUUCCCCCUUCACCUCCCUGCGGUGGGGCCGGGUGAUGCAGGGCAGUACCACUGUGCUGUCUCUGUUGGCAGCAAGAAAAUCAGCAGGGACGUGACCUUGGCAGUGGUUACAGUUACUCCAAGCAUCCAAGGACCAGUUUCUGAGGGGUCUCGCUUGCUGCUCAUCUGCAGCCUCACACACCCCCGGGGACAUGAACGUUUCCAGUGGAAGCACCUCGACUCAGCCCCCACUAACAGCAAGCUGGCUGUGGCCACCUCCCAUAACCUGGAGGGCCACAGACCCCAGAUGGGCCCUACCUUGGAAAUACCCCAAGUGUCACAAAAGGAUACGGGCACGUGGGAAUGCAGUGUAUAUGGCCCAGAAGGCAAACUGGGAGCAGUGGAGUACGGGCUGCAGAUCACAGGUGCCCAGGUCUCCAGCCCUCCCACCAUCUUCAGUGGGCAGGUUACUUUUGGGCUCACACUCACCCUCUUCCUCCUGCUCACGGCCUGUGUUCUGGCUCUGGCCCUGCAAAAAAGGGCACGGUCUCCUGCCUUCCCAGCGCUGGAAGGGAUGGUUGCAGUCACUGUGCCGAGGAAGAAGGAGAUGGAGGAAAACCAGAAAGAGAAGAUCCAGCAAACUGAGUGCUGAUGGGAGCAGGGACACUGGGCCCAGUCUGCAUGGGAGGAUGAAACUCUGUGUGCCAUGCUGCAGAGAGAUGGGCACCAUGCAGACCUCUCAGGAGGGUCUAGGGAUGGCAUGAACAUAGCAGGAGGCCGUGGGAACUCUGUACUUGAAGAGGGGCUGGAAGUUGCGUACCAGAGCAAGACAGGACUCGCC
This is a messenger RNA of Aquila chrysaetos chrysaetos, 1919 nucleotides long. RefSeq names its product lymphocyte activating 3 (gene LAG3). Gene Ontology annotation, cellular component: external side of plasma membrane; membrane raft. Gene Ontology annotation, molecular function: MHC class II protein binding; protein tyrosine kinase binding. Gene Ontology annotation, biological process: positive regulation of ERK1 and ERK2 cascade; interleukin-15-mediated signaling pathway; T cell activation. The record is from RefSeq and is a predicted model, not a curated record. The transcript has 8 exons. Bases 216 to 1730 code for a protein of 504 amino acids. Lineage: Eukaryota; Metazoa; Chordata; Aves; Accipitriformes; Accipitridae.